Molecule: messenger RNA, 1396 nt
Organism: Glycine soja
Lineage: Eukaryota; Viridiplantae; Streptophyta; Magnoliopsida; Fabales; Fabaceae
Product: probable carboxylesterase 15
Exons: 1
Coding region: 119-1117 (332 amino acids)
Molecular function (GO): hydrolase activity
Source: RefSeq, a predicted model, not a curated record
UAUAUUCCUUCUUCCUUACACAUUAAAAGUCACCCUCACCGCAAUUAAUAGCACAUCCACCACUUACUUCUAUUACAAUAACACAAUAUUCUCAUCGGUAACAUCCAUCACCAGAACCAUGGUCCAAGAGAAGAAGCUCGUGGACGAAGUGUCGGGUUGGCUGAGACUCUACGAAGACGGUUCAGUAGACCGGACUUGGACCGGUUCGCCAGAAGUUAAAUUCUUGGUUGAACCGGUUCCUCCCCAUGAAGAAUUUAUCGAUGGAGUUGCCACUCGCGAUAUCAUGGCUGGUGACAAUUUCCGUGUCCGGCUUUACCUGCCGGAAAAUAUCUCCAAUGAGGAGAAGCUACCCAUUUUCCUCCACUUCCAUGGUGGGGGAUUUUGCAUAAGCGAACCGGACUGGUUCAUGUACUACCAAUUUUACACUCGAUUCGCUCGGGUGGCUCGAGUAAUCGUUGUCUCUCCCUUCCUUCGUCGUGCCCCGGAAAAUCGUCUCCCUGCAGCGAUUGAUGACGGCUUCUUUGCACUCCUCUGGUUAGAUUCCGUAGCCAGAAGAAAUGCAGAGGAGCCGUGGCUCAAAAAACAUGGCAAUUUUGGCCGUGUUUUUCUUAUAGGAGAUAGCUCAGGUGGAAAUAUUGUGCAUGAAGUUGCUGUCCGUGCCGGGGAGGCUAAGUUGGACCUGCUCCAUCUCGCCGGAGGAAUCCCGAUACAUCCGGGGUUCAUGCGGUCGAAACGGAGUAGGUCAGAGUUGGAGAAACCACAAUCUCCAUUCUUGACGUUGGACAUGGUGGACAAGUUCAUGAGCUUGGCAUUGCCAUUGGGUUCUAACAAGGACCACCCCAUUGCAUGCCCCAUGGGCGGCGGCGCUCCGCCGCUUAGCGGGCUGAAACUGCCGCCGAUUCUGCUGUGCCUGGCGGAGAUGGACUUGAUCUUUGACACAGAGAUGGAGUACUACGAAGCCAUGAAGAAGGCCAACAAAGAUGUGGAGUUGUUUGUUAACAAAGGAGCGACUCAUAGUUUCUAUCUCAACAAAAUUGCGGUGGAUAUGGACCCAAAUACUGGUGCUCAAACGGAGGCUCUUAUUGCAAGGAUCAAAGAGUUCAUUGAGCAGCACUAAAUUAUUUUGUGUUUCUUUUUUUUUUCUUUUUUGAAAAAUUGAAAAAUAAAACUUGAAGUGUGCACUUGACAAAGUGAGUUACUUUAAUGAAUGAAAUAACUAAUAAGUAAUAUGUUGUGUGAACUUUUGCGGGAAAUCAAGUACUUUGUAAUCUCAUCAGUUGGGUUGUGUGUGUGAUGUUCAAUGUGAUGUUGCAUUGAAAUAUAGCCAUUUUAGUUCUUUUGUAUUUAUUUCCGUAGUUUGGAUUAAAAAUUAUACAUUUAUGAGGAUGCCACCUAA